Messenger RNA from Caretta caretta (loggerhead turtle), 9657 nucleotides. RefSeq names its product SLC2A4 regulator (gene SLC2A4RG). NCBI's taxonomy places the organism in Eukaryota, Metazoa, Chordata, Testudines, Cheloniidae. Gene Ontology annotation, cellular component: nucleus. Gene Ontology annotation, biological process: regulation of transcription by RNA polymerase II. Gene Ontology annotation, molecular function: DNA-binding transcription factor activity; RNA polymerase II cis-regulatory region sequence-specific DNA binding. The record is from RefSeq and is a predicted model, not a curated record.
GCCGCGAGAGGGGGAGAGCGCGGGCUGGGGGCGUGGUCGGCGGGUGCAGAGACCGGGGGAGCUCGGUGUGGAGGGAGCGACCCGAAGCCACCGGCCGGGCUCCAGCCUCCGCCCGCACGGCGCCCCCCACCUCCCCCUCGCCGGGAGGGGGCUCGGUCCCUCUCGCAGGGGCCAUGGAUCCCAAGCGCCUCCCCAAGAGAGCUGCCCCGGACAGCAGGAUCUGCUCCCCUCCGCCCGGCUUAACAGCGGCCGGGCCCUGCUGCCCCGACUGCAGCCCCCCGUCGGCUGCCCACCGCCACGGGCUGUACUGCGGGGUGAUCCAGGCGUGCAAAGCCCCGUCCUCCGCGGCCAGCAACGCCGUCUACACGGUGCUGGUGGAAGAUGCCCUGCUGCGGCGGCGGCGGCGGAAAAGUAGCGAGGACGCGUCGGUGGCCAACGGGCUCGAGGGGAAGAGCCCUGGCAAGGGCCGGGUGAAGCAUUUGCAGAAGAGCUGUAAUGGCAAUGUGCUGCUCGAAGAAGCUGAGCCGAGGGGCCUGACGGACGCUCUGGUGCUGAAUGGCAGGAAGGUGGAUGAGCGGCAGGGCCUGCCUGCCGUGACCCACAGCCAGCUGGAGGGAUCAAACAAGGAGGCAGCGCUGCGACUCAUCAGCGUGGGGCCGGAGCAGCGCCCCCCCCUGCAUUCGGCCUACAUCCCAGUGCCCAGGCAGAGAAAGCUAUCGGGCAAGGCGGGGAUAGAUGAGGUCAUGGCAGCCGCAGUUCUCACCAGCCUGUCCACUAGCCCUCUAGUGCUUGGCAACCCGCCUGGCACCCUCAGCCCAGCAGAGCCCAGCUGCGAGGCCUGGAAGGAGGGUCCUGCCAUGUCCUCCAGCUACAGCAGCAGUAGCAACAACAGCGGGGACUGGAGCUGGGACCUGCCGAGCGACCGCUCCACCCCUUCCACCCCGUCGCCACCGCUCUCCACCGACGUGGCCAAGAGCUUCCUGCCGGCCCCCCAGCUGGACGACGGCAGCGAGGAGACUGAAGCGACCCACUUCCUCUUCGGGGACCCCAUUCCCAGGAAGAGGAAGAACUCCACCAAGGUGAUGUUCAAGUGCUUGUGGAAAAGCUGUGGCAAGGUUCUGAGCAGCUCCUCGGGGAUGCAGAAGCACAUCCGAACCGUCCACCUCGGCAGGAAAGCCGACCUGGAUCAGAGUGACGGCGAGGAGGACUUUUACUACACGGAGCUGGACGUCAACGUGGACUCCCUGACGGAUGGACUGUCCAGCCUGACCCCUGUGUCACCCACUUCUUCGGUGCCCCCGGCCUUCCCUGUUCUGGAGGUGCAGCGAACCCCGCCGGUGCUGGUGAAGCCUGAGGACUCCGUGGAGUCUCCUCUGAGUCAUUCAGCUCCAACGAGCCUGUGCCAUGUCCACACCGACCACGCCUAUCAGGUGGGCCAUGUGGAAAAGCAGGCGAUGGCUCCCAUCAGCAUCUCAGCUGCUUCGAAAACCCUGCCUGGCGGGAUGGGCUUCAGCAUCUCCUGGCAGCCGCCCCCAGCGCCACAGUCACCAGUUGUUUUUAAAGGGUCCCCGGGCUGCCUGACGGCGCUCCGCCCCGUUGGCGUGGGAGAGAAGCGGCCGCAGAUCCCUCACCCGCCCAUCACCGCAGCGCCCCCCUCUGUGCCAAAGCUGGCUGCGGGCACCAGGAAGCCCCGUGGCGAGGCCAAGAAGUGCCGCAAAGUGUAUGGGAUGGAGAACCGGGACAUGUGGUGCACAGCCUGCCGGUGGAAGAAAGCUUGUCAGAGGUUCGUCGACUGAGCGCCUCCUUCCCCCCGCGCCUGGCCCCGCUGCCCGGGCCCCUCUGGCUCCACUGGAACUUCCCAGCUCUGGAAAGUCAGCAUCAACGCUUCCUUCUUGCACGUUUUGCACUUCAGGUGCCUUCGAGCCCCGACCCCACCUCCGGGCCCCCAGGGACUCAGCUGCGGCUAGCCGGAAACUGCCUCAGACUCAGGAAAAAGGAGCCCCUUGGCCUGCAAUUGCUCUGAGGAAUUGUAGGGCGGUGAUUCUAGGCGUGGGGGGGGAAAGGAAGGGGCUGUCCUUGAAAAGGAAAAACUCAUUCCCCCUCCUCCACCCCCAUUGGUGCAACACGGCUCCCUACACCAUCUUACAUCCGGUUCCCUCCAGGAUCGGGCCCCUGAGAGCCAUUCGUCUGGCGCUGUAUUUUUGUUUUUUGCGGCGCCUCGUCCUGUCUCCUCCCCGCCAGCGUCGUGCUCUUGUCUCUUGGAAGCUUUACACUUUACGCACACGUACGCACGGAGCUUUUCUGAUCACUCUCUUUUGGAAAUAAGCUAUUUUCUCUUCCUUCACUACGUUCCUCUCCCCUCCCUCCCGCUGUCUGACUGCCGUCAGGGAUCCGGCCAAGCCAGGGAUGUCUGUGCGCUGGGAUCCAGCAGUGGGAGGCCAGUAUCAACCGCCAGCUCCGUCUCGCGCUGUGGGAAAGGAGGGGAGCGGACCUGGUACUGUGCUUGCACAGGAAGCCGCGAGCUCCUUUCCCUUUUGGUUUUUGCUUUGGAAUCUCACCGACCACAGUUCGCCACCGAAAUGGACUUCAGACCAAGAAAAGGACCCAACCCGGCCUGCCGGUGCAGCCCACGGGGAUGUGACGAGGUUCCGAGCAGCUGUUUUCUACCCUUCUUUUUUAUCUCUUGGUUUUAAAGUGCUACGUCCGAUCUGCGUCCUGACUCUGGUGGGCUAAAACACCCAGCGUCCCUGGGGCAAGGGGGGACGGUGCUGUUUGUUAUCUCCUCCAGGGAAUUCUCGAUUUUGGGACGGCAGAGGGGGAGGGAGAUGGACUCAGCAACAGAUGCCUCAACUGUUUGAAAACGCGUGUGUGGUCAGAUCUGUGAGCUCUGUGUCCGGGAUGGACACGGGGUGGGGGGAAAGCGGCGGUGGGGGUAACGGUGCCGAAGAAUAAGCUGUGCCUGGAAAAUGCGGCAUCUCUUGGUCGUUCUUUUCCGUGUGGAAAAUGUGGCUCGCUACCUGCCCCUCCCCCAGCUGCACCUGUUCUGUUGCCUCUCUGUGGGUGGAGCCUGGGUGCAGAGGGCAGAGACGGGGGACAUGCGUCCACCCAGGAUGAGGGAUUCAAGUGUUUUGUUGUUUUUUUUUUUUUUUAUAAAGGAAAAAAAAAAAACCCGCUCCCGUGGCAACGAGAGCGCCCGGAAGUGCCUGCGUCAACGCGCCCAUUUGCACUAAGCCAAACUGCACAAAGAGUUUUCUUUAUUCUUUUCUUUGUGUGUGUGGUUUUUUUUUUAAUAAAAUAUAUUAAAGGUCGUAUUUUAAAUAUUCCCUCCCUGGGCACGAGAGAGAGAGAGAGAUGGAGAAAACCCUCAUCUCCUUGCUUUCCAAAAGCACGUCUCUAGAUUUGUGUCUGUAGGGACUAUAUUUCCCAGAAUCCUUUCUCUCUCCCAUCACCCCCCCAUCCCUUUGAACACCCUGUUUAUAAGCAAGCAGCACUGGUUGCUGGGAAAUGUAGUUUUCCCUUUGUGCAUUUUUUGUGCGUCCUGCAGUCUUGACUGCAACAACCCGGGUAACGUCCAUUGGAAUUUGCCUGGAUCGUUAAUGUCUGAGAUAAUCUCACCCCCCACCCCAAAAUCCAUUUGCUGGAUGCAAAGACACGAGUCCCUGUGUGCAUGCACGUGUGUGUGCGUGUGUUUACGAAGCCGUAUUUUGUAAGAUUGUUUUUUCAAUGUUUGUAGGCUGGCUCAAUUCUAUGUAAGUUGUUGUUGGGUUUUUUGUAAACAAAACCAAUUGUCUGUGCACCAAGUGGCCCUACUAAGGCAGAUUUGAAUGGAAAAAGCUCCCUAUUAUGAAUGUAUAAUGAAUACUCCUCUGCUGCCUUUUGUGCCUGAGCAGUACGGUCCAUGCCAGGGGGAAUACUCCGGUUAUGGUCCUCGGCAGGGUGCUUCGGCAGGUGUCUAAUUUAAGUACGUAAGUGGCACUAAGGAGAUCACUGAAAUCCCACGUAUGCCCACAGUGUAGGUGGGACUUGGGUGGUGUCCAAACAGCCACUCUUGCUUAAACGUGUGCACCUGCAGAGACUUGUUGUACAGCCCGGGGAGGCAGGUUUUCCCGCUUCUCUUCCUAGUGUGGCCACGCACUUGGGCUGUGACUCAGGCUGGCAGAGUGAUAAUCGCAAGGACAAGGCUUUUGAGAGUAACCCGCAAUUUUUGGGUAUCUGACUGGAGCUGCCUUCCUGGGCCCUGAUUUUCAGCACUGAAAACCCAGGCCCCUCUUGAGGUAGCUCACGUUGGCCCCUGGCCUUUCUAGGCUUUGAAUAAUUUUCAUAAUGGGCUCUCUCCUGGUAUUUGAAUGAGAAAUGAUUUGACAGUUUCCCUUUGGGCACAAUCCAUAUUGCCUCGCCAGGGCAGGUGAUGAGGGCUUUUUCACACUCAUGACACAGGUUAUAUUCUCCCUUUUGAAUACCCCCACACGCCCCAUCUGUCCAUCCCCCCCGUCCCCCUUUUCCCCCCUCCACUUGUAAGUUGAUCAUGGCCACUAGCCCUUGGUGCUAGGCUGUGAGUGAAUCAUUGACCGAUUAAAUUGUGGGAACUUUGUGUAAUUUUCAAAAACGUUUGCUCUCCCCUUCCCUGCCCCCAGGCUUGCUCUGUGCUCUUGGCUGGUCUCUGUGCUUUCCGCCCUGCUGUGGAACUGGGCCAGUGCCACGUGCCAGGCAUGAAUUGGGUCAUUCAUGGUGGCACUGAGGGCCCCGGGGCAAAGGCCCUGCCGAAACACCAAGCGUCUCGAGGUCUCUUGGAACAGACCGAAGUGAAGGGACUUUGCCACCUUCUGCCUGGGACUGCGAUGCCUGGAGACUGCUCUGUCGCCCAGGGCGCCGCCUCCCUUCUGUGCAGUGCGAGGCCUGUCCCUGCCUCGGACUGGGCUUUCAAAGCUGCCAGCCGCAGGCCUGCUUCAGCAGGUUGAUUGUUUCCAGCGAGGUGAGGGCUUGGCCUGGCAUAGUGCUGGGCUGGGAAUGGGCCUUUUGUAACCAGGGAGGAUGGUCUGAUGGGGGGCACUGUUCGGGGUUGUUUUCCUGCCACACCCACGGACUUGCUGCAUGGCUUUAGGCAAUUAACAUGGGGCUUGAUCCUACUGCAUCUUUUUCAGUGGGAGCAGGAUACAGUGCACCUCACCCCUGUGUAAAACAAGGAUAAUGCUGGCCUACCUCCAGGGUAACAUGAGACUUAAUUCACAGGUGGGUGUAUGGUGCUUGAAGACUUGGCUAGGAGUGGUGACAGGCCGUGUGUGUUUGUAACUAAGGUGGGGGAAAGGGAGCCUGGGCCAGGUGUGUAUUGGUGUGAAUGCCCCUGGGUGGGGGGAGCUCCUGAAUGUGAAAGGUACUGGGAGUCAGGGCCGUAGUUUGGGAGUGUUAGUUUCAUGUAUCUGGCUGGGAAGUGACCCUAAGCCUGUCUCCAUGGAGGAACUCUAGGAUCUGGGGUGUAGAAAUCACCUGCACAAACCUGCCCUGUUUAGGUGUGUUUAAAACCAACAGGCCCCACCCCACCCCCAAGCAGUAAUAUAGCUCUGAUUAGUCCUAAACACAGGAAGAAAACAGUGGUGGGAGGGUUGUGGGGUGGGAGUACCUAGCCCAAUGAUUCCUGGCCUGCUGUCGGUGUGGAGGGGUGACUGUGGGCAGGGGGUGAGCUGUAGGAAUUCCUAGCCUGGUGAUGCUACAGUACCCACGUGAUCUGUUUUUUGGGUUUUCAGUUUAUUUUUAAGUAAAAACCAAUAAUCCUGAGAAUUUUUUAAAGCAUUUUAAUGGUUCUCUGAACGUUCGGUGAUAUUUUCCCAUUGUUGAAAAACGUUGCCGAAAACUCGGUUGGAAGUUUUGCCCGUUCUGCUGUCCAACAGUCUGAGGGGAGGGCUGGGAAAGCCCGAUUUCAGAAUUGCCGCCAUCUUUUACUGCCCCUGAAGACUUCCCCAAGAUGGCCGGAGAGACUUCAAUGUCUGCAGCUCUCUGCUGGUUGCUCAGCUGUUGCUGUCCAUGGUUCUUUUCAGACUGCUCAUAGCAGAUUGGUCCAGUUGUUCUUGAUCUCCUGACUCAGACCAUGUGGAGAGGGGGCAGUAGCUCAUAGAGGUAGCGUUAUGGUGGCUUUGUAGCGGGGCCUCUGACUAGCCAUGGGCCUACGCUGGAUCCUUCCAGGGGAGAGGGGUUGAGAUGCAAACCCCAGAUCUAGCUGGUGCCCGCUGUAUUUCUCAGCCGAUCGGGGGUCGUGCAGGAUCAUAGGAAUCUCCCGCCACUUCCAGCAUUUCAAAGCCCUUCUGAGAAUUCCCCUAUUUAUCCCCAGCUGGAACGCCUGGCCAGGUGCCUCCUUGGCCAGCUCCGGUGCUCAGACUCAGAGCAAGGUGAUGUGGGGCUUGAUGCAGUGGGCCCCAUUCUGUGGGGCAGUGAGAGCCCCCCCUCUUGGCGCUGUGGGGGGCAGUAUCCCAGCACAGUUCUAUAGAACGGAGCUCAGCCACCCGCGCUUUAGGACGCAUCAUUCUGAGCUCUGCUGUUCUGGGCUAUUUUCCUCCUAAAGCCUUUUUCCUCCCUCUCAAGCUCCAGGGGUCCAUAUUCGCCCCUUGCUCCACCAUUACUGAGCUUCCCAGCCACUCAGAGCUACGGGAUCCUGCAGAACCCGCUGUCUCUGGGGGAGCACCAAGGGGAGGCUGGAGGGUCGCAUGUCCCAGGCUUCUCUCAGGGUAGAACACAGCAUGGCAUAGCGAGGACCUGCCAGCACUAACCCUUGUCCACUGCCAGGGGCACGGGUUCGAAGCUGGCGCUGGUCUGUAGUCACCAGAAGUCUCUGAGGGCUGGCCAGUGGCCUGGGACCCAAGUCUGGUUCCUGGUGGUUGGUGUCCCAUAGAGUCAGAGGGUUAGAAGGGACUGCAGGGUCUAACCCUCUGCAAAUGCUGGCAGCUUCCCCCGUGUUAAGGGCCAGAACAAGCAUGGAAACGGUGCCCCCACCCUCAGGGUUGAGCUCUGUUGUGGGGAAGGGGUGGAGUGUGAAGGGACGUGCCCUACCUGUGGUGUGCCAAUUCUGAGGGUAAAUCAGGGAGUUCGGGGCCUGGGGCUGGCCCUGCUCACUAGCACACAACUCACUUUUCUUAAGAAAGCAAAUUUGCACUGUGAUUUCCCCAGGCAAAUGAUUGGGGGAGGGGAGGGGUGCACCCCUUGCAGCCAUGGGCAAAGCGGAGAAGUGUAAUCCCAGGGAAGGGGCUGCCCAAACAGCAGGGUCGGUCCUGCUGGCACCGCUAGGCCUGUUGCGUUAAUGACCAUUUCAUUGCUUUCUUCAGCAUGUUAAUCCCCUUUUGCUGUAAGAUUUCCCCACAAAUUCCCAGGACCUCCUCUUGUAGGGCUCAGUUCCUGCUUUCCCAGCCCGGUGGCAGCAGGGUGGGAUCCCAGCAGUGCCCGGGGUGACAGCUCUGCACCUGAGGAUUUCUCCCGGCUGUGGUCCAGGGGAGCUUGUCUGGGCCUCGGGCUGGUUCUGGUGGGAUUGCAGUCCGAGUGCGUGGCAGGUCUCAGCGAUAUGACAAUCCUACAUCCCCAGAUGCUGGCCGGCGGCUCAGAAGCAGCAGAUUCCAUCUCCCCUGGUGUCUUUUAAAGGUCCAACGGGCGCGUCCACUGGACGCUGGGAAUAGUAUUUCAGGAGAAGUGGCAGGAACGUUGCCCAAAGCGAAUGUACUGAGCAUGGGAACGUCCUGCAGGGGGCAGGUCGGCCCCGGCCGGAGGGAGCAGGGUCAUCCCAUGGCUGCUGAUGGUGCUCCUAAGCUGUAAAGCAGAGAAGAGUCUCUUCCCUGCCGAGUGGGAAAACCCCUCUGGUUUGCUGUGCAGGGGGCUGAGCCCGUGGUUUCCCUGGCUCCUUGCGUGCAGCCUGUGAUGGGAUCAAGUGGCGAUGGGGCCCUGCUGGCAGGGCCAUGGGUGCGAUGGGGUUUUGGGCUGUGAGACGCAUCUGGCUGGAAUUGCUCUCGGCUCCAGGUUGUUGCAGCACCAGUGGGGUCCCUGCACUGGGAGGGUUGGUGCAGGUGGCUGCCCAAGGAAUCCUGGUGGCCUUUUUCCUUUCUCUGGCUGCACUUGAUACAGACGAGCUGCACUUGAUACAGACAAGUUGCUGCUCCUUCAUGGUUUUGAACGGCUUUGGCUGGCAGUGCCUCCCUCACCCCAGAGAUUGGCCACCAGCUCCCUGCCCUGCUGGGCCCCUUCACCAAUUCUGGCCUCGCUGGUGCUGCUCACAGAGGUGUCGCCUCGGGCUUUGUGCAAGGGGGGGAAGGUAACUGGUUGCAGUGAGUGGCGUGUGCAUGCGUGUGGUUUCCUAGUGCAAUGGACACGUUCUUUGAGGAUUAAAGCCAGAUGGACAGGGAAUGCACAAGAGAUAUCUGGGUGGACCAAAGAUGUGCUACGCCCUAGCCACACUCCGAACUCCCGCAUGCCCUCCGUACAGGCAGUCACAAUUCAGGGGAAUUGAGCCACCCCCCUCUCCAGAGGUGAAUUUAGUUCUGACCUGUGAACCUGCUGGCCAUCAGGCAAUGAAUGUAGCUUGUUUGUUUCCCUGAGCUGUGUGAUGUUACCCAUUUCUCUGACCUUGUGGGACUCUGACAGGUUCAUGCACUAGGGAUCUUUGUAGGUACUGAUGCUUUCUGCAGCUGCACUGAAGCUGUGUUGGGAUGAGGGUCCCUCUGCUUGGAUUUCCUGUCCCUUGUCUGGCCUGCGCUGGUCCCUCUAGGAACCUGAGGUCCUGGCUAAUAACACAAAGCUUGGGCAGGAACAGUUGUCGGACCAGCCCUUGUCAUCUACCCUGUCCACUGCUGAUUACUGGUACUGAGCCUCUGCAUUGCAAACUAGCCCCAGUGCCCUGGCAGAAAGCCGCUCUGCGGUGGAAGAAUCACCAGUGCCCGUGCAUUAGCUGAGCCAGCACUUCCUUCCAAAGAGGGCAGAGUGUAUCGCAAAGGGGGGGGGUGAGGCACCACGUGCCAGGGCCCCUGGUGCCCCACUGGUGAAGGGGAAGGUAUGGUCAUGCACUUUGUAGGAGCCCUGCAGCCUAGGCAGUCCUCCUGCACUCCUACCACCGGUGAGGCUCCUGCUCACGUCAAUCAGGACCAGAGCUGGGGGACGUGCGCUAGGCUGGGCUCAGUUGGUGGGGAAGGCAGUAAGAGGCCAUGCCAUCUCUCCCGCAACUGCACAAACCGGCCCAGCUUGCUGGCUCCAUGCAGACUGAGACGAAGAGGAAGCAUGGCCUUUGGGGAUCCCAGGCUAGGUCGGGGAAAAGUAACGAAGCCAAGCAGCGCUUUGAAAAGGAAAAUCAAUGUGUAAAAGGGUGUUUGUAAGUGGCAAUUAAAAAACAAAACGGAACGAGUGGAACCGGCUUUGAAUUACUUGGGCUAGAAUGUACAAAACCCGCCAGGGAAUUGCACUCUGUGACCCGGGAUUGUGGCUCUUCCUGGCAGGAGGGGUGCGGCUGGAGUGGGCACUGCUGGGGUUGCCCCUUUUUAAAAUUUUCUUCCAGGAUUUUGCAAGUGGAAUUUGGGCCGAUGCUAUCUGUCACACGUGUGCUUCGCUCAGGCCCCUCUUGUGCCCGGAAUCAUGUGCCCAUGGAAGGGAGGGUUUGUCAGACACACAAAAAAAAUAAAAGAUUUGUGUUUUUCA